UACUUUUAGUGACCACACGCGCGUAGGAAUGCCAAUUAAAUUGUUAUCGGAAUGUAUAAACAUUUACUAAUUCUGAAAAGUAACGUUAACAUUUAUUUGUUAACUGGAAGAAAGCUAUUACAUAGCUUGAAAAAAGCUGACUUCAUAAUUUGACAACUAAUAGGACGGAAGUCUAUGUAAACAAAUAGCUAGUGAACGCUAAUGUUAGGCUAGCUCUGUCAUUAGAGACUUGCUCGCUCCGUCUUCCUAGCUAGUGCUAGCCAAAUAAGCUAUCACAUCGGACAAGUAUCCACUCCACCUCUGCCUGUCAGUCUCCGCAACUUAAACUCCAAGACACAGUGGAUAAAGAGGCAAUUGCAAAACAACACUUCGAUCUCAUCUCUCAAGUGUUAAGACAAUCGGUUACCAAACAGAAGUGCCUCCAACGCCACUGGUCUCCUUUUCUAGCGCGUGACUCGUCUCCACGACGUCACCAAUGCGACCAUGGGAAAUAGCAGUGAAUAGGCGGCCACCCACAGCCCCUUUAAACCAGAGGCGGUUCCUUGGAGACCCCUGCAACACCCCCGUGCAUCUCAGGAGAAGCCCGCCAGUGAGACAACAGUGGGGUAGACGAGACAGACCUGUACUUCACAGUUCCUUGCUCCAGGAUGAGAACUUCCACCACUCACUCUUCUCCCAGCAGCAGCAGCAACAUCAGCAGGUUCCUAUAGAUGACUCCAGUCAGUACAGCCACACCAGCGCACCACCACGCAUGCUUCACCCUGCCGCACCCCCCCCUCAGCAGAACCCCAUCAUGGUGGAUCUACACGAGCAGAUGCACCAAGGAUCUGUCCCGAUAUCUUACACAGUUACCACGGUGACAACCCACGGUUUCCCCAUCCACACCGGGCAGCCAAUCCCAGGGUGCAACGCUCAGCAGCUCCCAGCAUGCUCGGUAAUGUUCAGCGGACAGCUCUCUCUGCUCUGCUGCCUUCCUCCUCCACUCAUCCAAGCAUGCACAAUGCAGCAUUUGCCAGUGUCUUACCAAGCCUUCCCACCCCUGAUCUCCAGUGAGCAUUUUAUACUGCACCCUAGCCCCCCCGUACCCCCCCACCAGCCACCACACCUUACUCCUCUGAGCCAGUUUCUCCCUUUACAACCUCAGCACCCACGCAUGCCUCUCCAGAGGGGAGAGAAUGACGUGGAGCUCCGAGGGGACCAGCACCCGAUAGGGACCUUCUCUUACCCUCCCUCCCAUCACCCACCAGCAAUGCCUCCCUCCUUGCCUCUCCAGUAUCUCCCCCAAGAACCACUGCACCAGGAGCUGCCCUUCGGAGUGCCAUAUCCUCACAUGCUGCCCCGACGAGUGAGUGGCCAGAGAUAUCGGUUACAGCAACCUCUGCCCCCUCCCCCGCCCCCUCCGCCCUACUACCCCGGCUUUCUGCCCUACUUCCUGUCGAUGCUUCCUGUGCCUCCUACAGCUGUGGGUCCAGCCAUCAGCCUGGACCUGGACGUGGACGAUGUGGAGAUGGAGAACUAUGAGGCACUACUGAACCUGGCCGAGCGGCUCGGGGAAGCCAAGCCUCGCGGACUCACCAAGGCCGACAUCGAGCAGCUUCCGUCCUACAGGCUUAAUUUGGAGAACCAUCAGUCUGAACAAACGCUGUGUGUUGUGUGCUUUAGCGACUUUGAGUGUAGGCAGCUACUCCGGGUGUUACCGUGCAACCACGAGUUCCACGCCAAGUGUGUCGACAAAUGGUUAAAGACCAACCGCACCUGUCCAAUCUGCCGAGCGGACGCGUCCGAGGUGCACCGCGAGGCCGAGUGAGUCCGGGCUCCGAGCGCUUGAUGAACAAGCCACACCCAACCAGAGAGUUGUCACAAGCCCGGUGCGCGCCUGCCCACCUCACCCGUGGUCCUCCGGCGAAAAACAAACAAACAAAAUAAACACAACGAGAAAAAGAGAAGCCACCCGAUCCCACCACUCUUGCCCCACCUCAACUAUAAGCAAUCUAGGAUUGUGCUUGGAGCUUGUUGUACUGUACCUCUGCUGUGCUUCAUUGUCUCCUGAGAGCUCCUGUCUGCUGAAGCUGCACAGCUCCAGUCCUGGGGUGGCCAUCCUCCUCCUAUUCUGCCCCCCGCGUUGCAGAUUCCAAAGAUUUUACCUAUGAUGUGUUUUUAUUUCCGUUUACAUUUUUUGGGGGUGGGGUGGGGGGGGUUAUAAGGUUUCUUUUUUUAUGUGGUGGUUUUGAUUGCUCUUCAUGAUUGAUGGGAGUUGUAAUGAUGGUGGUGUGAGGUUUGGGCCUGACGUGGGCUGGACACAUUGUGCAAUUAGCAGACAAAUAAUAGGAAUACUUCACCAUGGCUGUAGGAAACUGGGCCAUUCCACUGGCUGGAGGAGAAUCCAGACCUUCAUGGAUGCAUGUUUGCGUAGGAGACAGGCCAAGUGACUUGUUAAUAAUGUAUGUUUUGCAAUAAUGUAUUGAUGAUUUCAAUAGUUCUAUCCUUUUUUUUUUUUUUUUUUUUUUUUUAAUCUGCGAAUGCUUUUGUGAAGGUAUGACUUGCUCUGGUUCGUAGUACUGCUUCUCUUAAGCCUGAGGUUAUGGACUGCACAGGAUGGACAUGCAUCUGUGGUUUCAGUUUUCUCCCCUCCCUCUCUACACGUUCCCAAACGAAACCUUGGAUGGAGGGAUGGGAAGGGUGGAGAUGUUGAUGGGAGUCCUCCCUCAGUUUGGCCCUGAAGAGGAGGGGACAGCACCCCUCUUUCUGGGGUCAUCAAACCUCACUACAAGUGCCACAUCCACCUCCUCAUUGUCCCCCUGCCGUGUGUGUGUGUGUGUGUGUGUGUGUGCGUGCGUGCGUGUGUUUUCCUGUCCAUAGAGACAAUGCAUUGUAUGACCACUGGAUUCAGGGCAGCACAGUAGGAUUUGCAUGGACUGUUGAUUCAGACUAGCAAUAUUUUAACCAAGCAUUGCCACCAUAUUUAUCAGAUUAUGGAGAAAAAACAACUAGCAAACAAAAAAAUGACUGCUAGCUUAGCCAGAGGGAUCCAGGACUCAAGGUGAGCAUGUGUUUUCACCUUUGUAUUGGUGAGGAGAAGAAGUUACCCUGCAGAUCGCUGUUGGAAGACUUGGGGGUGGAGGGUGGUUGGUAUGUGCAGAAGCAAUAUGUGCAAUGAGUGACUAGUUUUAAAGUAAACAUUUGCUUCCUGUUUUUGGAAGACCAGGCUUUUUUCUUUGUUUGUGAGCCAAAUAUUCAAUAUAUAUAUACAUAUAUAUAUACUCUUCGAUAUUUCAGACCUGCCUUGAAGACCUUGACAAGCACAAACCUAUUACUAAUUUUAAAGAAAAAAACAAAGAAAAAAAAACACUUUCCACGUGUUCUGAGUCUGGUUUUAAAUGGUGUUAUUUAUUGAUUAUCUUUUAGCGAGAACAGAGUGAAGGAUAUUAGAGCACUAACAUUGUGUAUGGUAUGUGUUUUAUUCUGGCAAAUUGGUCAGGUCUUAGGCUAUGGUAAAGGUGUUUUAAAAGAUAAGCUUCUGCAUAGCUUCAGUGUGAAUGGUUUUUAGAUAAUCGUCUUGUUUUGAAGACAUAAGAAUGUUGAAACUCCUUUUAAAAGUCCCGGGGCGGCACUCCUGCUCAUGCCAGCUGACUGUAACUAUGGUGAUCAGGAAGGGAUUCAAGUGACAAAGUGGGAGCUUGAGUGUUUUGUAGUGUAAUACACUGUUGUACAUCCAGCUCAUGGCUUAUCUUGGUCAGGCUUCCAAAACUGAAUCUAGUUCAGGGGGGGGGGGGGGGGGGGGGUCGCCAUGUUAAUCUGGGGUGUUUUCCUAUGUGUUGUAUAAGUAGGAGACUCCUUUCAAUUCCUGCCCCAAUAAGCACUGAUGAGGCAACCCUUGGGUCAGAGACUUGCUUUCUUGUGUAAAGGGACCUUGCCAUGUUUUAUAGCGAAUGUGAGUCUCUUUGUGACGUUUGUGCCACCUUAAGAAAAAAAAGCAAUUUUAAAAUUAGUUAAACCCACAGCUUUGAGAAAUAAUCUAUGUGUACAUAUCUGUUCACUGGCAUAUAUUGUGAGUUUGAAAAAAAUAUAUAAAAGCACUCAGGGCCUCUCAGUAUAUAUGAAAAAAGGAAAACAGUCAAUUUACAGUGGAAAGGAUGCCAUGAAAGGGGUGUAUUUACAUCUGGCUGUUUUCCUCAGGCCAUAGAUAUUUUAAUGUAAUCAAUUUAACUAAUACCAAUUUUGCCAGAUGUGGUGGAUAUUACAUCAUUUAAAGACAGGCAUGCUAGAAGAAGAAAAAGAGUUGAAAAUAGAGAAGUUAUGACUAUUGGCAGAAAAGAGGCAAUGUGUACACUGCAAACCAUUACAAGUGUAUUAUUCAAACCUGUUAAACAUUUUGUUUGUGUUCUUGUACUUGAACCACAUGUUCUGACAUAGCGGUUGUGAUCCCGUUUUAAAUGUUCCAUGGCGCACACUAUCCUACCUAAACCUCUUCCAAACUACUCAAGGUGUUUGCAUGAAAAAGAAAAAAAAAGUCAAAUAAAAGUGUGUAUUUUCAGUGAAAGAUAUCUAGAAAUGGGUUCGGACCUAUUUAUUGGUGCACAAUAUUCUUGCAUGUCUGACCAGCUCCCAGCUGGUGUUUAGCUCUAGUUGGCUUUGGGUUCGGGGGUUUGGAUCUUACUGCUCAGCUGAUUACUGCCACGCAUUGUACUGCACACAUUUGUAAUCGAACUGAAUGACUACAAGAUUUUAUUACGCUAAGUUAAUUUUAUAAGGAAAAAACAAGAAUAAUGCCUGAACUUGUAAACUAGGAAGAAACUGGGAUUUAAGAGUAUAUUUGUGUUACUGUUAUUGCCACAGAGACUGAAAAUUAGCCUUCACGCUUUGAAACAACUGUAGUUAAUUAAAAGCCAUAUAGUGAAAUGGUGCUAGAUGUUCCGUUUAGGUAUUAUACUGUCACUUGCAGGAAUGCAAUAGUUUGCAAUGGGUCUUAUGUAUUCUUGAAGCAUGUUGUACUUAUACCCCUGAACAUGGUCGGUUACAAUCAUAUUUUAAGGGAAUAAUAAAAAAAAAUCUCUAAAAAAAAAGGUUGUCAUACAUAUUUCAGUAUUGCUAAUCUACACCUGCCUAGUAACCUCUUGUUCUAACUGUUAAUAUU
Molecule: messenger RNA, 5134 nt
Organism: Osmerus eperlanus (European smelt)
Lineage: Eukaryota; Metazoa; Chordata; Actinopteri; Osmeriformes; Osmeridae
Gene: rnf44
Product: ring finger protein 44
Exons: 11
Coding region: 476-1807 (443 amino acids)
Biological process (GO): protein ubiquitination
Molecular function (GO): ubiquitin protein ligase activity
Source: RefSeq, a predicted model, not a curated record